CUGGCAUAUGGCUCAUUUUCCAAACAGAAGAUUCAUACCACCCAGAUCCCUUCAUUUUAUCGCCUGGUCCCAAAUGAAUCUCAACAGUAUAUGGGGAUAAUCUGGUUGCUCCAGUAUUUUGGAUGGACUUGGAUUGGGCUUCUUCCUGUGGAUAACAACAAUGGGGAAUUUUUCUUGCAGACCCUGGAGCCAUUGUUUUACAAGUAUGGAAUCUGUUCAGCCUUUAUACAGAGAGUACAACAAGUAUUCCAUCUCGAUGAUGAAGAGAAAAUUAGUAAUAUAGCCACAAAUUUUCAUAUAUUUUACACAGAUAACAAAAUUACUACAUUUAUUGUCUAUGGAGAUUCUUUGAUUGCUGCAUGGCUGAUAAUGAUUGUAGUUACAGGAAAUAAGAACAAUGUUUCUUUGAGAAAGGUGUGGAUUCUAACAACGCAGGUAGAUGUCAUAUUAACAGGCCUUCAGGGGAACUGGGAUAUUUCAGUGUUUCAGGGUGCUAUCUCCUUUACAAUUCACUCAAAAGAGAUUGCAGGGUUCAAAGAAUUUCUCCAGACCAUUAAACCUUAUGGGACUCAGAAAGAUGGCUUCCUCAAGGACUUUUGGGAGCAAGCAUUUGACUGUAUAUUUGCAAACUCCAGUGUACCAACAGUGGUUGGUGAAACAUGUACUGGGGUGGAGAAGCUGGAGAAUCUUCCUGCCCCAAACUUUGAGCUGCUCAUGACUGGCCACAGCUAUAGAAUGUAUAAUGGUGUUUAUGCUGUGGCUCAUGCUUUGCAUGAUAUGAACUUAUCUCGAUCCAAGCAGAGAACCAAUGGGAAGCAGCUUCAAGAUCUGCAACCUUGGCAGGUAACGUUCCCACAACAGAAUAUCUCAAUUUUCCUGAACAUAUUGGUGCACCCAACUUUCUCCUUGAAUAAUAACUGAUGAAAUGUGGUUGCAUAUUUUAUUCCUUGAAAACAUUAUUGGUUUAUAUUUAAUUGGAAUUGGCAAAUACAAACUGUUUAUGUUUAUGAGUGAAAGAAAGCAGAAAGUGAGACACAGAUGUGGCUACUACUUUCACUAUUUUUAACACACAUUUUAACUCAAAACCAAAGUGCAUGGAAUCUAUCUACAUCUAUGUAGCAAUUGUAUGUCACAGAAGAUGCUUAAAACAAGGAAGAGGAACCUGUAACCCCCCCUCCCCAUGUGAUAUGGUCUCUGGCUCCCAUCAGAUCUGACCAUUGGCCAUAUUGGUUGGGGCUGAUGAGAGUUGAAGUCCAACAACAUUUGAAGGGACUAUGUUAGCUACCCCAAUAUAAUACAGUGGUACCUCAAGUUAAGUACUUAAUUCGUUCCGGAGGUCCAUUCUUAACCUGAAACUGUUCUUAACCUGAAGCACCACUUUAGCUAAUGGGGCCUCCUACUGCUGCCACACCACCAGAGCACAAUUUCUGUUCUCAUCCUGAAGCAAAGCUCUUAACCUGAAGCAGUAUUUCUGGGUUAACGGAGUCUGUAACCUGAAGCGUAUGUAACCUGAAGCGUAUGUAACCCGAGGUACCACUGUAGCUGUAAUCAGUAAAGAUGAAGUAUCUAAUUGGUUUAUACUGCCCCUUCUUUCCCUCUCUUUGAAACAUUUUAUUUCCUAACUCAUCCUAUUAGCUCCAUCACUUUCUUGAAUACAUUGCAUUUAACAACUCAGCUGGUGAAACAUUUUCCUUUAAUGCUGAAAGGGAAAUGGGAGGUGGAGUUGACAUCAUGAACAUUGUCACAUUCCCAAACAACUCCUUCCAGAGAGUAAAAGUUGGUUGGAUUGACCCAGAUGUUCCUGGAGGAAGAGAACUAAUAAUUCAUGAAGAUAUGAUUGCCUGGCACAGUGGUUUCAAUCAG
This is a messenger RNA of Podarcis lilfordi (Lilford's wall lizard), 1863 nucleotides long. Lineage: Eukaryota; Metazoa; Chordata; Lepidosauria; Squamata; Lacertidae. The record is from the annotation of a GenBank genome assembly.